Aureobasidium uvarum is the source of this 534-nucleotide messenger RNA. Lineage: Eukaryota; Fungi; Ascomycota; Dothideomycetes; Dothideales; Saccotheciaceae. The record is from the annotation of a GenBank genome assembly.
AUGCGCUUCUCGAACCUCUACGUCGCAUUCACGGCCAUGGCUGCCUCAGUCUAUGGCCAACCUAAAGACUCCAGUCCUGACGAGCAACGCUGCAUCAAACUCCACAUGCCUCUCCCCUGGGUCGACUACGAAAAACAACUCGACCUCUUCUGCGACCACUCCACCGGCGCCUGGCACCAACAGAUCCCUGAAUGCAUUCAAGAAGAAUUCCCUUCUGAUCCCACAGCCGCAGUCGAGCAGUACAACACCUUCAACACUGCCCUCUGCACCGGCUGGGCAGGUCCCGAGACGCCCAUGACAACUGUACUCUCAGCCGACGGCAGCGCAACAACCUCCACAAUCUUCCCCACUCAAUCGCAGCAAAAAGAUAGAUAUCAGUCGCCGGAGUUUACGCCCAGGCAUUCUGUAUACACCAGUCAUGCCUGCUUGAAUGGGAAACAGGGGUGUCAUACGGCUACUAUUGGAAGAAAGACCUAUGUGGUCAAGACCAAGAGUAUGGGGUGGGAGUACGAGACCGGCUCGUACGAGGGCUAG